Molecule: messenger RNA, 954 nt
Organism: Rhipicephalus sanguineus (brown dog tick)
Lineage: Eukaryota; Metazoa; Arthropoda; Arachnida; Ixodida; Ixodidae
Product: zinc finger protein 211-like
Exons: 6
Coding region: 346-954 (202 amino acids)
Biological process (GO): regulation of transcription by RNA polymerase II
Molecular function (GO): DNA-binding transcription factor activity; RNA polymerase II cis-regulatory region sequence-specific DNA binding
Source: RefSeq, a predicted model, not a curated record
CACGCUGCUUUGACUGCUCCUGCUUUUCCCUGCUUGGCGGUUUCGUGCGCGUGUAUCGUGGGCCAACUUUUCUCGUGCGUUCUGACAGCUUUUGCUGCAACGCAGGAUGGAGUCCACCUCAGCUUUCAAGACAUCACAACCAACUCAGCAUUCACAAAUGCAACUUCUCAUGCAAUCAAAAGCCAAGGCAGUGUGGCUGAAGAACUGCACCUUGAGAGCACAGUCUGCAGCUAAAGAACACUGGGGUGGUCCAGCCAUCCAGCAAAUAAGGAUGGUGAGAAGUCACAGCAUCGACACCGCCACCGCUGUAACUCCUGUGACUAUGAGACUUUGUUCUUGUCCAAUAUGAAAAAGCACAUCAGGGUUCAUACAGGCGAGCGGCCAUUUCAGUGUCACCUGUGUCCUCAGAGCUUUUCACAGAGAUCCAAUUUGAUACGUCACCUGCGUGCCCACAGAUGUGAGCGGCCACACAAGUGCCACCUGUGUUCCCAGAGCUUCUCUCGAAGGUCCACAUUGAAAGAUCACCUGAACACGCACAUAGGCGACCAGCUGCAUAAGUGCCCCUUAUGUCCUAAGACGUUUGUGUUGCAAAACACUUUCUAUAAGCACUUUCGCAAGCACAAUUCACUGGGGUGGUCGAGCCAUCCAGCGACUAAGGAUGGUGAGGAGUCACAGCAUGGACACCGCCACCGCUGUAACUCCUGUGACUAUGAGACUGGGUACCUGUCCCAUAUGAAAGCACACGUCAGAAUUCAUACAGGCGAGCGGCCAUUUCAGUGUCACCUGUGUCCUCAGAGCUUCUCACGUAAAGACAAUUUGAUAGUUCACCUACGUGCCCACAGAUUUAAGAAGGCAGACUUGAAUCUCUUGUGCCAUUUAUCGGCAAGUACCGAAACCUCGGAAGUUUUGCUGUGCUCUGUGAGGUGCAAGUUGCCAAACAUCAACGGAAUCUGA